Molecule: messenger RNA, 861 nt
Organism: Aspergillus sclerotioniger CBS 115572
Lineage: Eukaryota; Fungi; Ascomycota; Eurotiomycetes; Eurotiales; Aspergillaceae
Product: frataxin family protein
Exons: 2
Coding region: 90-707 (205 amino acids)
Biological process (GO): intracellular iron ion homeostasis; iron incorporation into metallo-sulfur cluster
Cellular component (GO): mitochondrion
Molecular function (GO): ferrous iron binding; ferroxidase activity; iron chaperone activity
Source: RefSeq, a predicted model, not a curated record
CCCUUCUCUUCCUCUUGUCCCUCAUCUCCCUCCACCACCCUUCAAUCCCACCCACCACUAUAAUAACCAUGAAUCCCAUCCCAUCAACCAUGUCCCGUCUCCCCCGAGCAAUCCUCUCCCCCGCCAUCGCUCGCCCUUCUCUCCGCGUCGCCGCCCGCUUCGCAGCAGCACCCCGGUUCCAACUCCAGCAUCAUCCUCGUCAAAACUUCCACUCUACUCCAGUCCCCCGCAAAGGCAUCUUCCCCGACUCCGCGGAUCCCCCGGCCCCGAACCCCCAAUCAAAUGUCGCCGGCGCAGCUGCCCACGUCACCGAACCGUCCCCGUUGACGGACGGCCAGUACCACGAUUACGCGGAACAUUACCUGAACGUGGUGCAGACUGAGAUUGAGAAUCUCCAGGAAGGGGGAUCGGAUAUGGAGGCCGAGUAUAGUGCCGGCGUCAUGAACAUCAUCGUCCCCGGAGUAGGCACCUACGUGCUGAACAAGCAACCCCCCAACAAGCAGAUUUGGCUCAGCUCGCCGAUUUCCGGCCCCAAACGGUACGACUGGGUUGUGGAGGGGGAUAGCAUGUACGAGAAGCAGGAGUCGCGGCCGUUCGUCAACGGACAGUGGGUGUAUCUCCGCGAUGGAUCGAACCUGACGGAUUUGUUGAACCAUGAGUUGACGUUGAACCUGCCGAAGGAUGUGUACAGUGAGAUUAAUGAGUAAUUGUCCUCCUAGCAGGAGUUACGGGGCGAUGAGUUACGGUGCAUACUUGUUAUGGGAGGAAUUUGUAGGAUAUGGAUUCUGUGCUAUUCAAUCUGGUAGAUAAUACACUUCGGCAGCAGUACUCCUGCUACUUUGCGCAGAUACAAGACAUGAC